This is a messenger RNA of Marmota monax (woodchuck), 589 nucleotides long. Its product is annotated as histone deacetylase complex subunit SAP18-like. The transcript has a single exon. Gene Ontology annotation, molecular function: transcription factor binding; transcription corepressor activity. Gene Ontology annotation, cellular component: nucleus. The record is from RefSeq and is a predicted model, not a curated record. NCBI's taxonomy places the organism in Eukaryota, Metazoa, Chordata, Mammalia, Rodentia, Sciuridae. The coding region runs from base 1 to 519 and encodes 172 amino acids. Gene Ontology annotation, biological process: negative regulation of DNA-templated transcription.
AUGCUCGCUGCGGGGGUCGGAGGUCAGGGCGAGCGUCUCGGGGGCAGAAGAAGGAAGAUGGCGGUGGAAUCGCGCGUAACCCAGGAGGAAAUUAAGAAAGAGCCAGAGAAGCCAAUUGACCGCGAGAAGACAUGCCCGCUGCUGUUGCGAGUCUUCACCACCAAUAACGGCCGCCACCACCGAAUGGAUGAAUUCUCCCGCAGAAACGUACCCUCCAGCGAGCUGCAGAUCUAUACUUGGAUGGAUGCAACUUUGAAAGAACUAACUAGUUUAAUAAAAGAAGUCUACCCAGAAGCUAGAAAGAAGGGAACACACUUCAAUUUUGCAAUUGUUUUUAUGGAUCUUAAAAGACCUGGCUAUCGAGUUAAGGAGAUUGGCAGCACCAUGUCUGGCAGAAAGGGGACUGACGAUUCCAUGACCUUGCAGUCCCAGAAGUUCCAGAUAGGCAAUUAUUUGGACAUAGCCAUUACCCCUCCAAAUCGAGCACCGCCUCCUUCAGGGCGUAUGAGACCAUAUUAAAUUAUAUUUACUAUCUCUCAAAUUUAUUUUUCAGCCAGUUAUGUAAAAUAAACUUACAUACUCUUUCCUC